Colias croceus (clouded yellow) is the source of this 1414-nucleotide messenger RNA. RefSeq names its product venom serine carboxypeptidase-like. Gene Ontology annotation, molecular function: serine-type carboxypeptidase activity. Gene Ontology annotation, biological process: proteolysis. The transcript is spliced from 8 exons. NCBI's taxonomy places the organism in Eukaryota, Metazoa, Arthropoda, Insecta, Lepidoptera, Pieridae. Bases 72 to 1403 code for a protein of 443 amino acids. The record is from RefSeq and is a predicted model, not a curated record.
AUCUUCACAGUUCAUUAUGAGUUUACUUUCAAUCGGAAACAUUGGAAUGAAUCAGUUCAUUUCACGCCAUAAUGAAGGUAGACCCGCUGUUCAGUGUUCUUAUAUUAUUCUGCUUAACGUUUCGUCUAUCAUUCACAUCAGAAACCGUAUCCAUAGACUGUUUACGUUUAACGCCUCAUAUUAGAAAUGGGAGCGUCAAUGUUGCUCGAAGUUUAGCGGAGGUAGAUUCCUCUAAAUUCCUGAACAUAAUGAGUUACUCCGGCUUCAUAACAGUGAAGGAUGAAUAUGAUAGCAAUCUGUUCUUCUGGUUCUUUCCAAAAUCAAAUAUGAGUACGACCCCAUUGAUUAUUUGGUUGCAAGGCGGACCGGGUUACUCAUCUCUGAAAGGCUUAUUCGAUAUCAUAGGACCAUUUCAAGUAGAAGAUGAUAAAGUAAUUGAACGGCCAGUUACUUGGGCUUCGAAUUAUUCGCUGCUGUUUCUGGAUCAACCCGUGGGUACUGGAUUCAGUUUUACAGGCGAUGAUCGAGGAUACACGAAUAAUGAAGAUGAUGUGGGGGAACAGAUGCACGAAUUUCUAAUACAAUUUUUGGAGUUAUUCCCCGAGUUAAAGGAAGCACCACUGUUUGUAAUGGGAGAAUCAUACGCCGGGAAAUACGUCCCGGCUCUAGCUAUUCAAAUUCAUAGGCGAAAGAACAAAUACCCUAUUAACUUAAGGGGUAUUGCCAUCGGAAACGGAUUAAUAGACCCGCUUAGUAUGAUGCAUUAUAGCGAUUUUUCUAGAAUUCUUGGCCUAUUAGAUGAUACACAGGUCGAAGUGUUGAAAAUCAUUGAACAAGAUACGGUUCAGGCUAUUCAUGAGGAACGCAUGUUGGAUGCAGCUUUGGGUUUCAACAAAACGUUAGAGUACAUUAAAAAGCACAGUGGCGUCAGUUUCUAUAACUUCAACAUGGACCAAGGGGGCGGGGCGCCAGCAUUCGAAGCGUUUGUCAAUAGACACGAUAUACGCGAAGCGAUUCAUGUAGGGAAUGCUUCUUUCCAUCUCAACAAUCAACUGGUGUAUCAGAAGAUGCAGCCAGAUAUGAUGAAUACCACGAAACCGUUCGUGGAAGAGCUAUUGGAGCAUUAUGGGGUUAUGUGCUACAGCGGUCAAUUAGAUGUUAUCCUGCCCUAUGGUCUGUCAAGGAAUUUGUACUCCAAAUUGAACUGGUCUCGUCGCCCUGAAUAUAUUAAAGCCUCGCGGCGACGGCUACGAAACGCUAUCGAUGGAACAAUUGUGGCGUACAAGAAAAGUGGGGGAAAUUUCGCAGAGGUGUUGAUAAGAAGAGCUGGUCACAUGGUGCCGGAAGAACAGCCUGAUGUCGCCAAGUUCAUAAUUGACAGAUUCAUAGAAGAAUAUAAAUAGUAUUAAAUAAA